Brenthis ino (lesser marbled fritillary) is the source of this 4077-nucleotide messenger RNA. NCBI's taxonomy places the organism in Eukaryota, Metazoa, Arthropoda, Insecta, Lepidoptera, Nymphalidae. The record is from the annotation of a GenBank genome assembly.
AUGGGCAAAGUUCCUGACGAGCUACCUGAGGAAGAAGGAUGGAAGCUGAACCGCAACAACUACUAUCAAGAAGGCUGGCUGGCGACAGGCAACGUGCGCGGCGUCGUGGGCGUCACAUUCACCUCCUCCCACGCCCGCCGGCCGCAUGAGUUGCCAUUACGUACCAAUUAUAACUUACGUGGACAUCGCUCUGAUGUAAUUCUGGUGAAAUGGAACGAGCCGUAUCAAAAGCUGGCGUCGUGUGACAGUUCCGGAGUUAUAUUCGUUUGGAUAAAAUACGAGGGUCGGUGGAGCAUCGAGUUGAUCAAUGACCGCAGCACACCAGUCACUCAUUUUUCUUGGUCACAUGAUGGAAGGAUGGCCUUAAUAUGCUAUCAGGAUGGUUUCGUGCUUGUUGGAUCAGUGGCCGGCCAGCGAUACUGGUCCUCGAUGCUUUCUUUGGACGCGCGUAUUACUUGUGGAUGCUGGACUCCAGAUGACAGCCAGGUAUACCUUGGAACAGCAUCAGCUCAGCUUGUCGUUAUGGAUGUACAUGGGGCCAUGGUUUCGCAGGUGCAACUGGUGGCAGAGGGUGGGAUAACAUCAAUGGCGUGGUCUUGCGAGAAGUUCAAAAUGGAGGAGGGAGAGGAGAACGGUGAGACUAACGGCGGUCACGUUUUAGCGGUCGCCCUGGGCAACGGAGAGAUUGUGCUUCUGCGUGGACACGACGACGUGAGCCCUGUACGAGUACACACUGGCCUGAGGGGCAACACUCUGGCGAUGGAAUGGGCUAAUUCAAGAGAACUUCUUGCUGUCGCUGGGACCUUAAUCGCUGAGCCAAAUGAACCGGAGGACGCACCGCCGUAUAAAAACGUCGUAAAGUUUUAUUCGGACACCGGCGCACUUAUUUACACCGUCCCCAUUCCGUAUACCCAAGCUCGUGUGACUGCGUUAACAUGGGGUCACGCAGCUCGCCGUCUCUUCGUGGGCGCGGGCGGUGCCGUGUGCACAGCGCGAGUGUGGCGAGUGGUCGCUCCUCUGCAACUCCUGGCGCGAGUGCGAGCGGCUGCAGCCCUGAGACAUCCCAGACUAGCCGCAAAAUUACCUCUACCACCUCGCUUACAACCGGCUUUAGCGAGCCUCUUCGCACAUACUAUACGGUGUAAUGUCCCAGAAGCAAACGAACUGCGACGUUUUGUGUCGCGUCCGCCAGCCGCUGGGGGCCGACUCCAUUGUACUAUGUUGCGACACGACGACGAGGAAGCGGGAGCCUACACAUUGUACUUAGAACAUCUCGGUGGAUUAGUGCCUUUGCUUAAAGGACGGAGAACCAGCAAAAUAAGACCAGAAUUUGUCAUUUUUGAUCCACAAGCAGAAGAUUGUAUUGCAGAAGGAGUCACGAGCAUAGUAAGAGAGUCCAGCAGCAGCAGCAGCGGGGCGGGGAGCACCUCCAGCAGCGGCAGCGGCGGCAGCGUGGGCGGCGGCAUCUCGUCCCCGCGGCCGCCGCGCACGCCGCGCGCGCCGCGCCGCCCGCCGCGCCCGCCGCCGCGCCAGCCGCCGCCUCACGACGACUCGUGCUCUUCUGACACCGAAAGAGAGGAAGGAUGUUCGGGAUCUCCAAGAUUACAAAGACGUAGGCGAGCUCGUGAAAGACGAAAAACACGUAACUCUACUGACAAAGAUGAAACUCCUGAUGAGCUAGCUUAUAUAGAUUCGUUGCCGGAGGAUGUGCGAUUAGUUGAAGUCACAUCUAAUAUUUGGGGAACAAAGUUCAAAAUGCACGGAUUGGCGAAAAACGUACCAGCGAAUCUUGGACAAGUGACUUACAAAACUUCUUUAUUACAUCUUCAACCGCGACAAAUGACUCUGACGAUCACAGAGCUCCGAGACGAUUAUCCAGUCGGUCCAGAUCCUAAUUUUAAUCCAAACAUCUUUUCCGAAGACGAGGAAGAAGUAUUCCAACCUAGUGAAGCUGAUUCUCCAUCACAUAUGAACAAUAAUAUAAGAAAAAAAUUUAAUCCAGCCAUCGCGACCGACAGAAUGACCAAUACGAAUAAUAUAAUAAAUAGUUCCGAAAUAUAUUCACCAAAUAAUAAUUCUAAUCCAGCAUUAGCGAGAGCAGAAUCUUACGAUGAGUUUCCAUAUAUUGACACCAGUGAUAUGAACAAUAUGUCAGAAAAUGUUUAUAACGCAAACUCUAUACGGCAUCCGACACAAAAUUCCGAAAGGCGUGUUAGCAAUACAGCUGCUGUGUCAAAUCGACAUGCAAUAUCUCCAUUAAGAUGUGAAAGCUCUGUUCCUACUCUACAGUCUCCAAAGAAUGCCGUAGCCCCUACGGAUAUCAUAUUUGAGAGACCGUCGCCGCAGACGGUCACGUGUGGUGGAAGAGGAGAUUUUUGUGGCGGCCGGACUGAUUAUAGUGUAAGAGAUAAUGUAUCAUUAAAAGGAAAUCUGUCCAAUAUUGAUCAACAGUUCAGUUUAAAUCUUAGUUUAGAGCCUAGCAGACAAGUUACUAUUAAAAAAUGCGAUAAUCACGUUUCCGAUAACUGUCUUUCUAAAUUGCGAAAAAAUAUUUGUAGCCGAGGUGAAUCCUCUUUUGAGAUGAAUACGAGGAUACUAAAAUCGUUAUGUAAUAAAAAUUAUGAGCAUGAAGUGCAUCCAGAUGCUAUGAACAAACGCGGCGAGACGUUAAAAAAUUUACAGAAAAGCGAAGAUCUCAAAUAUAUUGACGAGGAGACUCCGGUGGAUACAAAUAUAAGUAAUUUAACAGACAAAGUUCGUGAGGGGAGAGUACAGAGAACAACUACAGUGGUUCCUAUAAGCCCCGUGUGCGCGAAUAUACCGGUGUAUGACACAAUGACACGGAGUUGCAGCGUUGGGUAUUUGGAUCUCGUUGAUCCACAAGUUUUACACGCACAAGUUAGUUUAUCUGCUCUGCGCGGAGAAACACCUCGACGUCUUAUAUUAGUCAAUAACAAGAGACAGCGACGUCCAAAGCGUUAUUUUAAGAGUAAUGACAUUAAACAGUUGGAUAACUUUAAAACUCCAAGCUUAAGAAAGUGCGGCAAAUCGAAAAGUUUAGAUUCAGGAGAAUUGUCCAUAACUGCGGAAAAGGGUAAGAGACAGACUAAAGCGGAACUCAACGAGAAGCAGGAUAAUGAUGCAUAUUCGAGCAGUCGUUGUAACAGCACAGGUGAUGAUAAUAGCGGAAAUAGUACAGAGGAAGGGCGAGGCCGAAGGCCCAGACGGGAUCACCCCGUAUGUUCAACGUGUAGGCUAAUAGUGCCCUGUGAGCGUCGAGAAACUGAUGCUGCAUACGUGUGCGCGGUGUGCCUGGCGUGCGCGUCCCCCACGCCCCGCGCCCCUCCCGCGCCUGUGACCGACAGCGAUUCCGACUACAGCAAGUAUUAUAGUUCAUUGGAGCAAUUGGCCUUACGAUUACUGGCAUCCCGUUCGUCGAAGAAGACUGCGUUCGGCGCGGGCGGCGGCGAAGGCGCGGCGGGCGGCGGCGCGGCGCGCGAGAGCAGCUCCGCGCCGGCGUCGCCGCGGCCGGCGCGCUCGUCCGCGCCCGCGCCCGGCUCGCCCGCGCCGCGCGCCUCGCGCCGGCAGCGGUACUCCUCUGCCUCGCCUAUUAGACAAUUGUUAAAUUCGCCUCUAUUAAAUCGGAGAAGGAACAAAAAGCUGUCUGAGAGUUCUGAUGAUGAAUAUUCGAAUGGAUAUAAUGAAGUUAACAGCAAAAAUUACAGGGAUCUUGAAAGUUUUCAAAAAGCUCAACUUAGAAAUAAGAUUAAACGCGCUGGGGGUAGCUUAAACACUGCAACAUCAUCAAAUGCGCCUGAAAACCGCAGUACCCGUCGCCAACUCGUAAUGCACAACAAAGCGCCGAUGUGGAACGAGAACAGCCAGGUCUAUCAACUGGACUUCGGCGGACGAGUCACUCAGGAAUCUGCUAAGAAUUUCCAGAUUGAAUAUCACGGCAAGCAGGUAAUGCAGUUCGGGCGAAUCGACGGCAACGCUUACACGCUAGACUUCCAGUACCCAUUCUCAGCUCUGCAGGCCUUCGCCGUCGCGCUCGCGAACGUGACGCAAAGACUCAAA